UAUAUCCGAGUGGCAGCGGCUUAUACACAGAAAAUGAGAGGAGAUCAGCCUUGUCAUGCAGCUGUAAGGUCUUUACACAGGCGAUAAAAAGUGAUUAGGAUUAUUAAAUUAUUCUGAUAGUCAGUCUUCAGUCAUGAAAAGUGUUAGUUAAUUAAUGAGGAACAACGGUUGUUCUGUUAUAAAGAAGGAAGACGCAGGAGGUGAUGGAGGAACCGUCACGAAAUUAGACCAAAAAGAAACGAACAUGAGGAUUUGAAAUGAGAGGACCAAGAAAAUGGUUUUCAGGUUUUAUGGAAUUUAAAUAGGCUAACUUUUUUCUACGAUGCAGAAGAGAUGGAUACGCCGGAAGUUGCCUGUCUUGAUUUUCACCUUCUUCAUCAUUCUCUACGUGGAUUUUCAAUUACGCACCAGCAGCCUGCCCAGACUCAGUGCGGCUCACUAUCCGUCUCCCGGUGCGCUUCACCGCUCCAUCCAGCAGGCUCCAUCCCCGGCCAAGGACGCACAGAACCCGGCGGGCAACAGCAGCAGCAGCAGCGGGGACAGAGGACACCCGGCCUCUGAUGAUGGUACAGGUGCACAUGUCACGCAGCCGAAACUGAAGCUGGAGGACAUCUUCGUCGCUGUGAAGACCACCGGGAGGUUCCACAAGACGCGUCUUACUCUGCUUUUGGAGACGUGGAUCUCCAGAACCAAGGCGCAUACUUUCAUUUUCACAGACACGGAGGAUGAGGAUUUACGUUCGGAAGGUUAUAACAUGGUGGUCACAGGCUGCCAGUCAGAUCACAGCCAGCAGGCUCUGUCCUGCAAGAUGUCUGCCGAGUACGACGGCUUCAUGGCCUCUGACAAGAGGUGGUUUUGUCAUGUGGACGAUGAUAACUACAUGAACCCAGAGGCUCUCCUCUCUCUGCUCUCGGCCUUUCCCCAGGACGGCGACAUCUACGUGGGCAAACCGAGCCUGGACAAACCCAUCACUGCACAUGAACUGCUGGAGGGCAACGCGACGAGGGAAGUGCGGUUCUGGUUCGCUACAGGAGGAGCAGGAUUCUGUCUGAGUCGGCGGCUGGCAGAGAAGAUGGCUCCAUGGGCCAGCGGCUCGCGGUUUGAGCAGACGUCUGCGACGAUCCGUCUCCCUGACGACUGUACAGUGGGCUUCAUUGUGGAGAAGAGGCUGGGUAUCUCCAUGGUUCACUGUCCUUUAUUCCACUCCCACCUGGAAAACUUGCUGCUCAUCAGCCACAGAAGCAUCCCACACCAGGUGACUCUGAGCUACGGGAUGUUUGAGAACAAGAUGAACAGCAUUGAGGUGAAAGGAAGCUUCUCUAAGGAGGAAGACCCUUCCAGGUUUAAGACUGUCCACUGCAUUCUGUACCCUUUCACCAGCUGGUGUCCUUGAACUUUUCAUGGAAAACAACAACUUUUAAAAACAAAUCAGACAAGACUGGUGAUCCCGCUGGAUGAAGUGCUUUUCCUGGAUACUUUCUAAAUGCAGAGGAAACUGAUGGAUUUAAUUUGAUGGCACAAUCUGAGAUGCAGACACCAGAACUGGAGACUCAGAAAGGAGAAACCUCGGACAGCAGAGGACUCAACAAUAAAAGCCUGCUUUCUUUGUACCUGCUUCUUAGAGAGAUCAGACUGACAGUCAUGGACUCAGAAAAUACAAUAUUAAUAGAACCUUGACUAUGAGCUGAGACGGGUUUUCUCUUCUUCACCUGUGUGUCACAAACAGACAGUUACAUGAAGAAAAUGGUGACUCUUCGCAUCUUUACUACUGAAUAUUUUUGGUCUGUUUGGAGGAUUUUAUCUGUGAGAGUGAAGCACUUAAAACAAGACAGCACUUGUUUUUCUGACAUAAAGAAACAUGAAAUUGUACAUUUUUAUUAAAUUUAGACAAAUUUAUUGAUUAAAUUUAGAUUUAUAUUUUGUUUGGUGUAUUAUUUCUUCAACACUGCCGAAAUCUUAAAGCUGAUGAUGCUUUAAACGGCACACAGUCUGCACUGACAGGCCUGGAUUACCUUCAGGUGGUGCAGAGGUUGAAGUUGCUGAUUUUAUUUUAGUUUUUAUUGAUUUACUGUGUGUGGCCUUGAGUGUAUGUGUGUGUGUUGUUGUUAUGAAGGGGAAGGUGUCCUUGUGGCCAUGAAGUCUGCACACAAUGAACCAUUCUGACCCACAUCUCCCUCCUUAUCCAAACCUGUCUUCCCCCCCUCCCUCCCUUUUCUCACUUCCUCCCCUCUUUCCUCCACCCCUCCAUCUGUCUCUGUGUUUACUCAGUCUUGUUCACAAUCACUGUGUCGGCUCCACCAAGGCCAUGGCGAAAAAGUAAAAUGAACUUACACUCAUCUCUUUUGCCUCAGUUGCAUUCAUGUCUCACGUCAAAUGUAAGACACAACAACAGAUCAUUGAAAGCGUGAAGACGAUCCCAGCUGACACACCUGAAACCUGCUCCCCACCAUGCCAACCUUGGCAGAGCCAGUGCUGUAUUUUAUCAACAGUGUCUGAAUUGACAUCAGGGAGCCUGCUCCUAACCAUGGCGAGAAAAAGUAGCUCACAUUUGCAGGCAAAAUCUCAUUGAGCUGGACAGAUCAGGUUCAGGCCAAGAAUACAAAUCUCACAAUGAAAUACUCAGAAUCAAAUGAUAGCGUGUGAAUAGGAGGCACAGGCCGUGUGCUGGGGAGAUGACACUGCGCUGCCGACGGUCCGCAGGUAGCUUGUUUGCCGUGCAUGGAGAUGUGAUGAAUACAGAUACGCUGCUGAAUGAUUCUGGGGCUGACCUUGUGUGAAGUGGAUGGAAAGUGGUUGAGAAUGUGCAGGAAUGACUUAAUGUGGCCCUGACACAUCUCCGCGAGAAUACUGAGACCCACAUCAUGGAAAGUAAAUAACACGGCUGCUUGAAUGCGAGCCAGCGGUCCACUGAGAUGUAAAAUCAAUUUACCACAGUGGUUACAGAAUUUUUUUUUAAAGUUCAUACUUUUCAAUGUGGAAAGUAAGAUGAUAAACAGUAUUUAAAAGAUAUGUGACCAAAGGAGAUCUGUUUCACUAAUGUUGUACAUUCUGUGUGGCAGUGCUUUUAAUGAAGUGAAUGUACAGCCCCAGUGUCAUGGAAUAAUACCCCAAAAUGAUAUAAAAAGACUUGAAAAUAAAAGUGUACAAAAUGU
Molecule: messenger RNA, 3152 nt
Organism: Epinephelus lanceolatus (giant grouper)
Lineage: Eukaryota; Metazoa; Chordata; Actinopteri; Perciformes; Serranidae
Gene: mfng
Product: MFNG O-fucosylpeptide 3-beta-N-acetylglucosaminyltransferase
Cellular component (GO): membrane
Molecular function (GO): glycosyltransferase activity
Source: RefSeq, a predicted model, not a curated record